GCGGGGAAUUUCCAAACACUCUCUUCUCGCGAGAUCAGAAACAGCAUGGCGGUGCUCCUUGAAACGACGCUGGGCGAUAUAGUAAUCGAUUUGUUUACAGAAGAAAGGCCUAAAACUUGCCUGAACUUUCUGAAAUUAUGCAAGAUAAAGCACUACAACUACUGUCUCAUCCACAAUGUCCAGAGAGAUUUCGUUGUGCAGACUGGGGAUCCCACUGGGACGGGCCGUGGUGGAGAAUCUGUCUAUAGCAAACUCUAUGGGGACCAGGCCCGCUUUUUUGAUGCAGAGAAAACGCCGCGCAUCAAACACAGGAAGAAAGGGACGGUGUCCAUGGUAAACAAUGGAAACGAUCAGCAUGGUUCUCAGUUCCUCAUUACCACGGGUGAGAACCUGGACUACCUGGAUGGCGUCCAUACUGUAUUUGGGGAAGUGACAGAAGGCAUGGACAUCUUGGCCAAAAUCAAUGAGACCUUUGUGGACAAGGACUUUGUCCCAUUUCAGGAUAUCAGGAUAAAUCACACAGUUAUCCUGGAUGACCCCUUUGAUGACCCUCCUGACUUGCCAGUACCUGAUCGAUCACCUGAGCCCACCAAAGAGCAGCUGGAUAGUGGCCGAAUCGGAGCAGAUGAGGUGAUCGAUGAUACGGAUGGGAAAGGAGCCGAGGAGUUGGAGGAGAGGCUGAAGGAGAAAGAAGCCAAAACUCAGGCCAUCCUGCUGGAAAUGGUGGGUGACCUCCCUGACGCAGAUGUAAGGCCACCAGAGAACGUACUGUUUGUGUGCAAACUGAACCCAGUGACCACAGACGAUGACCUGGAAAUCAUCUUUUCUCGCUUUGGUACCAUUAAGAGCUGUGAGAUCAUCAGAGACUGGAAGACUGGAGAUUCCCUCUGUUACGCCUUUAUUGAGUUUGAAAAGCAAGAAGAUUGUGAAAAGGCCUACUUCAAAAUGGAUAACGUGCUCAUUGAUGAUCGACGCAUUCAUGUAGACUUCAGCCAGUCAGUCUCUAAGAUCAAAUGGAAAGGGAAAGGUGGGAAGUAUACUAAAGAUGACUUCAAAGCCUAUGAGAAGGAUGUGGAGAACCGAUCCAAGCUGGCUCUCAAGGAUCAAGUGAAGCCCAAACAAGAUUCCAAGUAUGACCUGCUAAUUGAGGAGGAAGACGAGGCGACAAGCCAUCGGCACUCUGAGAAGAAACACAAGGAGAAGAGGCACCAUCAUCACUCAGAUGACGAGGACAGCAGGAAGUCCAAAAAGCACAAGGACAUCGAGGACAGCCGGCGAGACAGGAAGAUGGGACGCCAGCGCUCUCGAUCCCGCUCCAGCUCCCGUUCCAGAGAGAGGGACCACAAACACAGCAAGUCUCGGGUCAAACACGGAAAAGAGGGCCGUGAUAAAGGCCACAGCCACAAGGACUGGAGCCCGAGCCGCUCCUCCAAGAAGUCCAAGGAUAAAGACAGGAGUAGAUACAGAUGAGGGAGAGCAGGGAAUGAACGAUGGUUCACCACCAAUUCAUUGAAUAUCUUUCUGUGGCAGGAGAGUGGAGCAACAGAGAGGGCAUGAAUGUUAUUCAGCAUGAAUUAUACGGCAUCUAAGUAUUCACAAGCCAAAAGUACUGACCUCCUUUAAAAUCACUUGACUUGGACUUUUAGAAGAAAAAAAACUGAUGAUUAUUAGGUCCUUGUCACAUUGUCUGAAAGAAUAAAAAUGUUUGAGAAAUGCUUGUUUGUUUUUUUUUACAGGUAUAUUAAAAAAAAGUUUCAAAUCCCCCAAAA
Molecule: messenger RNA, 1769 nt
Organism: Dicentrarchus labrax (European seabass)
Lineage: Eukaryota; Metazoa; Chordata; Actinopteri; Moronidae
Gene: ppil4
Product: peptidylprolyl isomerase (cyclophilin)-like 4
Exons: 13
Coding region: 46-1470 (474 amino acids)
Biological process (GO): protein peptidyl-prolyl isomerization
Cellular component (GO): nucleus
Molecular function (GO): peptidyl-prolyl cis-trans isomerase activity; RNA binding
Source: RefSeq, a predicted model, not a curated record